This is a messenger RNA of Zygosaccharomyces rouxii, 1305 nucleotides long. It is a transcript of the gene SPO74, whose product is annotated as Spo74p. The transcript has a single exon. Lineage: Eukaryota; Fungi; Ascomycota; Saccharomycetes; Saccharomycetales; Saccharomycetaceae. The record is from RefSeq and is a predicted model, not a curated record. The coding region runs from base 1 to 1305 and encodes 434 amino acids.
AUGAUCUCAGCGGCAGAAAGGAAGUUAAACACAAACUCUACACACUUGCACAUUCACACAUACACACAAGAGAGUAAGAGAACAAUGCAAAGUACACGUACCACCUUAAAUGAUGAUGAUGUUAAGGAGAUGGAGCAAAAGUUGGAUGAAGUAAGUAUUAGUGACUCUAGCCGCUCAUCCAGUAACGAAGAGGAACUGUGUAAAGUGAAAAAUGAGAACUACCAUUUGAAAUUAGCUAUUGGUGAGAAGAAUGAUGAAAUUCUGAGAUUGCAUCAUAUGUUACAUAAGGAAGCAUAUUUGGAAAACCUGCAUAAAGUUCUCCCCAGUUUGCAAAAUGGCCCACUGUUAUAUCCCGCUUCUUCUUCUUCACAGGGUGAACAGCAAGAUGGAGAACCUUCUAUCAUCGAUAGUGAGGUGGCAACCCACAUUUCUGCUUCACCUUACAAGGGUAAUCGUGCUAGAUCAACACGUACCGAGAGUUCCUUAGCGACUACAACCAUCUCCAGGAGUAAGAAAAGAUCAAAAAUCUUGGAAGAACAUUUAAUACCUUUCUUACAGAGAAGUAUCCAAACAUUCCAUGCAAGUUCAAUUUUCCAAAAGGAAUCCGUAGAAUUACGUGAGUUAUGGCAAUUCUUUGAAGAGAAUAAUGGGGAAGAUGAAACUUUAUUGGUGAACGUAUUAGAAAAUCUAACUUAUUUGCAACAGCAAUCUACAACCCUUUUAAAUCGUGAAUUACAUUUUAAAAAACUAUCACAGCGCUUAGAGUACCUUUUCACCGUUUUCCUUAAUCCAAAAGAAUAUGAUAUGGCUCCUCAAGAACAUAUUGAAAAAUUGAAAAAUGAUUUAUUGAACAUUCUCAUCAAAUUGUUUGACAGAAUUCCAGCCAAUCAAGAAAACAAUCGAGAAUUAUCCCGCAAAGAAAUUAGAGCCCAGAAAAUUGCAGACUUGGAAAAAGGUAUAGAUCUUUGUACGGAGGCAAUGAACAAUGCGUAUGGUUCUUCCAAAACAGCCGCCGAAUCAGAAAAACACAGUGACAAUGAAGAACACAUGCCAGAUUUGUCACACUUUAGCAAUCAAGAGAAGCAGCGAUUAAAAAAGAAUAGAACUUCAUUGGAAUUCAUUCCUAUCGGUUAUGAUGAAAAUAUGCUUAAUACAAGAACUCCUCAAAGGCCGCUUAAACAUAAGAAGCAGGAUUUAGAUGUUACACCAGUCGCUCAAUUUCGCAAGGAUGAAAAUGAUCCUUUGCAGAAGUUUUUUCAGGAACAAGAUGGCUACAGUGUUCGAUCUUUGAGUGCUAGAAGGUAA